Messenger RNA from Leptopilina boulardi, 1124 nucleotides. RefSeq names its product histidine protein methyltransferase 1 homolog. Gene Ontology annotation, biological process: peptidyl-histidine methylation, to form tele-methylhistidine. The record is from RefSeq and is a predicted model, not a curated record. Bases 157 to 1008 code for a protein of 283 amino acids. The transcript has 6 exons. Gene Ontology annotation, molecular function: protein-L-histidine N-tele-methyltransferase activity. NCBI's taxonomy places the organism in Eukaryota, Metazoa, Arthropoda, Insecta, Hymenoptera, Figitidae.
CCUCCUCCAUGUGAAUUCACCUUUAAAAUGUUGGUUAUGAUUUUGAUUAUAAAUUAUAAUUAUAAAAACAAGAAAGUUUGUUGAAUUUUUGAAGCAAUAAAAAGAUAAACAAAAAUCUGACAAUAAUUUUUGUUAAGUAAAUAUAAUUAAACAAAUAUGUUUAAAUUUGGAUUCUCAAAUGACUGUUCAAUUCAAGAAGAUGGAGAAAACAUGACAGAUGAUAACAUUAAAUGGAUUAUUGCAUCUGAAGUACAUAUUUAUCCAGAAGAAGUUGCUAGCAGGUAUAAAUGUAUUGAGUACGAUGAAAAUAAAUGUUUUUUUGAUAUAUCAUUAAAAUUAGUACAAACAGACAAGGUUGUUACCAAAUUAAAAGAUGAAAAUUAUAAAGCAAUUGUUGAAGCAGAAUCUCGACAUUCGGAUCUCAUUACUGCUAAAUAUGAAGGUGGUUUAAAAAUUUGGGAGUGUACUAAUGAUUUAGCUAAUUAUUUACUCCAGCAAAAUUAUUAUUUAAAUAACAAACAAGUAUUGGAUUUAGGAUGUGGAUCAGGUAUAAUAGGAAUUUUAUGCUUAAUAAAAGGAUCAACAGUUCAUUUUCAAGACUAUAAUAAUGAAGUAAUUACAUAUAUCACUAUACCGAAUGUUAUUUUGAAUUUGGGCAAUGCAGUCAUUAAUAAUGGAAGAACAAAAUUUUAUUGUGGAGAUUGGAAAUCUUUUCUUUCUCUCUUGCUUAAGAAUUCGAAUAAUGAAAAUGAAAAAUAUGAUUUCAUUUUCACAAGUGAAACUAUUUAUAAUUCAGAUAACCAUAAAAAGCUUUAUGAAGUUUUUAAACAGAAAUUAAAAUUUGGUGGUCUUGGUUUAGUAGCUGGAAAAACUCAUUACUUCGGCGUUGGAGGAAGUAUGAGAGAAUUUCAAGAUCUUGUAAUAAAGGAUGAAAUAUUUAAUGUACAAACAGUUUGGAAAAGUAAUGAAGGACUACAAAAAGAAAUAAUCGCAUUAUCACACCGUUAAUACAUUACACCAUUUUGUGCAGUAAUACUUCUAUUAUAAUUUGUACUAUUUGCAUAUAAUAUAUUUUUUUUGUUAAAUAUAUAUAUAUAUAUAUAUUCUUUUUAAUAUGUAUUAAA